GAUGUGGCUACAUGCACGAGUUGGAGAAGGUCGACAGACUACUGCAUCGAGCUGGAACCAGGUGCACAACUGACAGUACAGCGACAAUUUCAGCUCAGCCAACCGGAACUCUAAGAAUUGCAGCAACAGCUGGAUUACUUUAUGACGAAGGGUUUUAUCCGGCCCAGCACGUCCCCAUACGUCGCCCCGAUCCUGUUCACACCGAAAAAAGAUGGAGGAUUCCGCAUGUGCAUCGACUACCACGCGCUCAAACGCAUCACCAUCAAGUCCCGUUAUCCGAUCCCGCGAGCCGACGAUCUACUCGACCAACUUCGCGGAGCCAAGUUCUUCUCGAAAAUCGAUCUGCGAGGAGGUUACCAUCAAAUUCGCGUCGCCGCCGAAGAUUGCCACAAAACCGCAUUACGAACCCGCUACGACAGUUACGAAUACCUGGUGAUGCCAUUAGGUCUCACGAACGCGCCUUCAACUUUUCAGAUGACCAUGAACGGCGUUUUCCGGUAACUCCUGGAUAAAUGCGUGAUUAUCUACCUCGACGACA
Molecule: messenger RNA, 538 nt
Organism: Closterium sp. NIES-67
Lineage: Eukaryota; Viridiplantae; Streptophyta; Zygnematophyceae; Desmidiales; Closteriaceae
Source: the annotation of a GenBank genome assembly